Molecule: messenger RNA, 606 nt
Organism: Cicer arietinum (chickpea)
Lineage: Eukaryota; Viridiplantae; Streptophyta; Magnoliopsida; Fabales; Fabaceae
Source: RefSeq, a predicted model, not a curated record
AUGAAUUUUGAAGAAAAUUCAAUGGAUAUUGAUACUUCAGAAAAUCCUGACGAAGAAACUUUGAGAGAAAUGGCUGAAGACAUCUGGCAAGUGUUGGUCUUUGGUCCGCAAGAGAUUGAUCAAGAGAUUGUUUCUCAUGUAACUCCAUAUGAUAGAUUGUUCACAAGACGCAUUAAAGAAGUAAGAGAUUCGUUGAUGAUAUGCGGCUUAGGUGUUCAACCAAUGGAUAAAUGGUUGUCCAUACCUGAUAUGGGUUACGUGAUUGCGACAACAUAUAAUAUUAUUCUUGUCACGUUCGGUCUGACAUUUUCAAUGAUUUUCUUUCCUAUGAGGGGUUCACAUUCCGAAUCGACAAAAAAUGAUCGCAUUUGUUGUAUUGGUUUUGUUAAUGGAAACCAUUGGGUUCCGUUAAAGAUGAAAAAUGGAUUUCCAAUGUCAGACAUUGCACCAGGUUGGAAGCAAUAUCGCACCAAUGAAGCAACUUCUUGGGCAAUAUCAUACACAGGCCGUCUACAACACUGGGGGUAUUUAUUAGGCCGGUUGUCACGUGUUACCCAAAAUCCACCUACGGAACCCGUAGAUGCAAUGUCUUUAGAUGAACCUUAA